Sus scrofa (pig) is the source of this 2951-nucleotide messenger RNA. RefSeq names its product SS18 subunit of BAF chromatin remodeling complex (gene SS18). The record is from RefSeq and is marked validated. Gene Ontology annotation, cellular component: nucleus. Lineage: Eukaryota; Metazoa; Chordata; Mammalia; Artiodactyla; Suidae. Gene Ontology annotation, biological process: positive regulation of transcription by RNA polymerase II. Gene Ontology annotation, molecular function: transcription coactivator activity.
AGUUUGCCGUUCACCCGGAGCGCUCGGGACUUGCCGAUAGUGCUGACGGCGCCAACAUGUCCGUGGCUUUCGCGGCCCCGAGGCAGCGAGGCAAAGGGGAGAUCACUCCCGCUGCGAUUCAGAAGAUGUUGGAUGAAAAUAACCAUCUUAUUCAGUGUAUAAUGGACUAUCAGAAUAAAGGAAAGACUUCAGAGUGUUCUCAGUACCAGCAGAUGUUGCAUACAAACUUGGUCUACCUUGCUACAAUAGCAGAUUCUAAUCAAAAUAUGCAGUCUCUUUUACCAGCACCACCCACACAGAAUAUGCCUAUGGGUCCUGGAGGGAUGAAUCAGAGCGGCCCUCCCCCACCCCCACGCUCUCACAACAUGCCUUCAGAUGGAAUGGUAGGUGGGGGUCCUCCUGCACCACACAUGCAGAACCAGAUGAACGGCCAGAUGCCUGGGCCUAACCAUAUGCCUAUGCAGGGACCUGGACCCAAUCAACUCAAUAUGACAAACAGUUCCAUGAACAUGCCUUCAAGUAGCCAUGGAUCCAUGGGAGGUUACAACCAUUCCGUGCCAUCAUCACAGAGCAUGCCAGUACAGAACCAGAUGACAAUGAGUCAAGGGCAGCCAAUGGGAAACUAUGGCCCAAGACCAAAUAUGAAUAUGCAACCAAACCAAGGGCCAAUGAUGCAUCAGCAACCUCCCUCUCAACAGUACAAUAUGCCACAGGGAGGUGGACAGCAUUACCAAGGCCAGCAGCCACCUAUGGGAAUGAUGGGUCAAGUUAACCAAGGCAAUCAUAUGAUGGGUCAGAGACAGAUUCCUCCCUAUAGACCACCUCAACAGGGCCCACCACAGCAGUACUCAGGCCAGGAAGACUAUUAUGGGGACCAGUACAGUCAUGGUGGACAAGGUCCUCCAGAAGGCAUGAACCAGCAAUAUUACCCUGAUGGAAACUCACAGUACGGCCAACAGCAGGAUGCUUACCAAGGACCACCUCCCCAGCAGGGCUAUCCACCCCAGCAGCAGCAGUACCCAGGGCAGCAGGGCUACCCAGGACAGCAGCAGGGCUACGGUCCUUCACAGGGUGGUCCAGGUCCUCAGUAUCCUAACUAUCCACAGGGACAAGGUCAGCAGUAUGGGGGUUACAGACCAACACAGCCUGGACCACCACAGCCACCACAGCAGAGGCCUUACGGAUAUGACCAGGGACAGUAUGGGAAUUACCAGCAGUGAAAAGUACUUACAUUCCAAUAGCCAGUAUCUAUUAGCAGCCAUAUUGUCACCUCAGCACUGUGGACACCUCCCUGUGAAGAGACCCUUCCAUUCCAUCUAGUUUUUGGAAAAACCUUGUGGAUAAGUGGCUGUUUUAUCAGUAAGCAGCCUUUUGUGGCUUAGUUAUAAAAGGCUUUAGUAGCUCAAAAAUACUCUUGAUUUCACAUUUCUACUCUAGAUGGCAACAUUGGACAGAAAAUACAAUGACAUAACCGAUUUGCAGUGAUUUCGGAACUGUGUUUGAAAUGGACUGUUACAGACUGGAAGGUGUGAACAGCUUUGUAUGUUUAUGAAGGUUAAGGGAAUUUAAUACUUUUCCACAGAUUCUUUUGUAAGGGGAAGAGGGAAAUGUACACUUUUUACAGCAGCAAUAUUUUGUAUAUUAUGUUUAUUUCAUGUGGUGAAUAUGCAAGGCAGUACACUACGCACUGGACAGAAUCAGAAAUUCUCCGUUCCUGGGGAUCGGAGCAUGGUGGAUGCUUGAUUGUGUUGGUCUCAGAAUGGUGUUCUGUGCAGACGAAGUGAGGGAGAAGACAAAGCACCAUAUGUCCACUGUUAUGUUCUUUAGAGGAGAUUCAGAUCCCUUUUAUCUGUUAGAUAAUCAAGGGCACUGUGAUACAGUUUUGAGUAAAACAUUUUUUUAAAGCUUUCCAGUUUUGUGGAUUAAAACCUUUUUAUAAAUAUCAUUUAUAAUACAGUUUUAAAAUGUGAGGCAAUAAGAAUUACUUCAUGUUGGAUCUGAAGAAUCUUGGUAACAGUUUCAUGUAAAUGAAGUGGUAAUCCUUUCCUAAAAUAGCAAUAACUGAAAAUGAAAGUGUUAAUUUUACUUUGUUUGAAUAAUCAGGGAACUUAGGAAUAUCAAAACAUUUUAUAAAUGGUAUCCAAGAAGAGUCAACAUUGAUUCAGUAAUUUUACUUUUUAACAUUAGAAGGAUAAUUCGUUUAUAUGAUAAUGCAGGAGACUUACAAACGUUUAUUUCAACUUUCUCUACUGGAAAUAAUGCCAUUUAUAAGGAAACACUUUUAAGUUUUUCCCCUUUUUUGUUUAAUAUAACAGAUGUUUAAGAAAAUGCUUAUUGAUGAGGUUUAUUCUGAUCUGUAUUAAAAGCAGAGAGGUUGCAUUUCAGAUCACUUUGUUAUUAGGUUGGCAUAUUUAAUCAUAUUUGAGACUGUCCUCUGCCUGAUUGUUUUAGCUAAUUUCAGGGAUAUUGCAUUGGGCAGGAAAUCAUGCAUUGAGAAGUGUAUAACCACAAUUAUUUAAGCAUAAUCUGAAAACAUCUAGCCUAAAGGUAAGUUGCUAUUUUCAUCACAGUUGCCUAUGCCCAGGGAAUAAGAAUAUUCUUUAUAAUUGAAUUGUUUUUUCCCACUUCUAACUGGAAACAAAACAGAAGGGGUGCCAUAAAUUUGAAUAAGCAAAACAUACUGUUUUCAACGUACUGUAAUCAAAAGGAGAAAUGUCAGUGUGUCUUUGUGUGUGUAUGAAAGAGAGUGUGUGUGUUUUAAGGUCAGAAUAGGGUGUUUUUCAACAUGGUCAGUAGAAAAUGGACAUCGAGUUUGAGCAGAUAAAGCAUGGACAGCCUUAUUGUGAUUGAAAUGCUUAUAGGUUCUGUGCCAACUUUCCACCACUGUGUACUUUGUUGCUAUUUAAAACUGUAUCAACUCUAACGGAAGAAUAAAUUAUUUGUGAUUUUAA